Molecule: messenger RNA, 1179 nt
Organism: Dovyalis caffra
Lineage: Eukaryota; Viridiplantae; Streptophyta; Magnoliopsida; Malpighiales; Salicaceae
Source: the annotation of a GenBank genome assembly
AUGACCAAUUUCCCAGAAGAAAAUGGAGAUGGACCCAGCAAUCCAUCCUCGAAGAGACAGAGGGUUUCAACUUCUGGUUCUCCUCAAAACCAAGAAAAUGAAAAUCAACAAACCCAUCAUCAAGAAAAUGGAAAUCAAGAGAGCCAACAACAAGCAAAUGAAAAUCUAGAGACCCAACAUCAAGGAAGCGAAAAUCGGGAGACCCAACAACAUCAAGCAGAUGGAAAUCAAGAAACCCAACAGCAUCAAGGAGGUGAAAAUCAAGAGACCCAGCAACAUCAAGCAAAUGAAAAUCAAGAAACUUCUUCUGAAGAAGAGGAUGAAAAUCAAGAAACUUUUUCUGAAGAAGAGGAUGACGAAGAGGACGACUUAGUCGUUAAAUUAAGCAGUUGUAUUGCUGAUGGUUCCAUGUCAAUGAUCCUGAUGGACCUAGAUUCUCUUGAUUGCACAAUCUGUUGCAAUCCCUUGACUAUACCUGUCUUUCAGUGUGAGAAUGGGCAUACAGCUUGCUCUUCCUGCUGCAGCAAACUUGCGCAUAAAUGUCCUACCUGCUUGUUGCCCAUUGGUGAUAACCGUUGUCGGGCUAUUGAGAAGGUGCUUGAAUCAGUCAGGAUACCAUGCGCAAAUAUGCGGUAUGGAUGUGGAGAGACAAUUACUUACAACAAGAAGUACGAACAUGAUAAGAGUUGCUUCUACAUUCCAUGCUCUUGCCCAAUACAAGGUUGCGACUUUAUCAGCUCUUCCAAGAAGUUAGACCCACAUUUACGCUGUACACAUGUAGGUGAUGUGAUACGCUUUGACUAUGGUGAGGCAUUCCCUUUGCCCUUGACUGUUGGUGAAGAUUUCAUUGUUCUCCAAGAAUUCGAAGUUGGCGUUAUAUUUAUUGUGCACCAUCGAGAACUAAUCAUUGGGAAUAUGGUAACACUUAGUUGUUUAGGGCCGCCCUCGUCCACAGGAGAAUACUUCUACGAACUUUCAACAAAAUCCGAGGGAAAGAGUUUCAGAUUUCAGUCUUAUACCAAGAGUAUUCAGAGCAGGCUCGAUAAGCCUCCUUCAGUGGGCCUCCUUCUUCCCCCAAGUGAGUUUUUUGGUACUUCUAAGAUGAUUUACUUGGAUCUCAUGAUACAGUGUAAGGGUGACUGCCCUUCAAACAUCCAAAGCAGUACCAAUGCUGUUUGA